Mizuhopecten yessoensis (Yesso scallop) is the source of this 16092-nucleotide messenger RNA. RefSeq lists its product as uncharacterized. NCBI's taxonomy places the organism in Eukaryota, Metazoa, Mollusca, Bivalvia, Pectinida, Pectinidae. Gene Ontology annotation, biological process: regulation of transcription by RNA polymerase II. Gene Ontology annotation, cellular component: nucleus. The record is from RefSeq and is a predicted model, not a curated record. Bases 74 to 12325 code for a protein of 4083 amino acids. The transcript has 8 exons. Gene Ontology annotation, molecular function: DNA-binding transcription factor activity, RNA polymerase II-specific; DNA binding.
GGCGGGAGAAGUAUUGAUGGAAGACUGUUUACGUGCAGUACACAUGUAGUCGCCAAGUUGACCUGAGUUUGCGAUGGAUUUUUCGGCUCUUAGUUCCGAAUUGCAAAACAUUGCAGGGAGAUACAAUGGACGAGACACCGAUCCUGCCUAUUCCACCACAAUGUAUUGUGAAAUGUUCCACAAGAUCCUUCAAAAGACGGAGACUGAAGUCCAUGACUAUGCUGACCAAAUUGUGAUACUGUGGAUGACCCUGUCACAGCUCUGCAACACAGCUAACACCUUGGCAGCCUGUCCAGCCAGAAAUGAACUCUACCAGGACAUAUUCUUACAAUGCGCAAAAACUGUUCUGAACAUAAAGUGGCAAAACUUGCCAGAAGAAGACCAGAGCAAGGAGAACUUUACAGAGACGGUCAAGGCUACACAUGUGCAGUUAGUGACCACUGGGUUUGACCGCUUCAGUUUGCUCCUGCAUCUUAUGGAGAAUCCUUGGACUGACCCGACUCUCAGUGAGAUUAUGUCUGGGGAAGCUGAUAACGAUGACGACGCUGUCCAAGAGUACAUCAGAAACGAGUCGACGCUUAUCCUUAAACUCCGUGUCGAGAUGUUGAUGCAGGAGAACUGUGAGGAGUUCGCUCUCAAUCUGAGCAACACUCUGAUGGGUCACGAGGUGUUUGUCAAGGACAUGGAUCUCCGUGAGACACAACUUAAACUUUUGUACAAACUCAACCAGAUGGACAAGCUGCAGGAAGUGUGUGAGAAGAUUGUGUGUCAUGAUGGUGUGAAGUUGGUGCUGCGACUGGAACAGAAGGAAAGUAACCAGGCACUGAGUGUCCGACUCAUCCAGCUGUUCCUGGUACAGGACUGGAUCAAACCUGAACAGAAGUGCUGUACACAGGAGUUGCUGAAGCUGUGGAUUCGCCACCAGUACAUAGCCGACCACAACAAGGAGAAGUUCCUGGACAGUGUUUGGGCUAUCGCCAAACUCUCCCUGUGUACACAGCAAAUCCUGUUGCUUGUCAGUGGGCUGCAUAGAGAGUGUGGCAAUGAGAUGAUCCAGCUGUAUACGGACCUUUGUGUAUAUGCCAUCAAUGUAGACAAAGGCUGCUGUGAACAACAGAUGCUGCAGGGAAACAUGGAGGGUGUGAAAGAUCGACAACAUGCCAUCGCACAGACCUGUCGCAAGUUAUCCGCACUGUACAAUGGGCUCAACCCAAAGAUAUCUCGCAUCAGUUCACUGACAGCCUUCUCCCUUGAUGCAUCACUGGUGAACCUGUGUCUGGUGGAGAGAAUGUUCAACAGGAAGUACUGUACUCAUUCCAAAAAGGAGUGUGCUGCCUGUAUCAAGGUGUUCAGCAGUGUGACGCAUUGUGUCGGUGACGUGAAAGUUAACCCAGCUACAUUAUACGAGGUAGAACGGUUGCUCAAUAUGCUGAGGCCGUAUUACCUCAAUCCAGACUUAGCAUGGAAAGAGCUUUUACCUGUGUGUCAGAAAUUCAUGAAGGAAAGAAGUCAGUCUUCUUCCUUAGAGACGAAAGAGGAAACCACCCCUCCAAAAACACCCCCAAAAAAGAAAUCUGAUUCGAAACCCAAAACAAAAAAGUCUUCAACUAAAAAGGAGAUGAGUGUUUCACCAGGAAACAUUAAGUACUACUGUGAUGAUAAUGUGUCAUAUCUGCCAAAAGAAAGUGUUCCAAAAAUGAAAAAUAAAAAUUUCAGGAUGAAAUUAGCAGCGCCCAGUUCAAAUUCAUGUACUCAAACACCAAAACCUGAUGACUCUAAAGCCAAGCCACAAGCUGUUAAACCAGCAACAACACCACCCAAAGCCAGUACUGUGUUUGAGUUUGAUAAACAGUUAUUUCAGUAUAAUUUCAAAGGAAAACAAGCUGAUUCUGGUUCAUCUGCAUCAUCCACUGUUGUCAAGGAGCAAAUGUCACCAGCAGGGUCUGAACUUUCGAACAGUUUUGCCAAUAACCACCCAAAGACACCUACACAGAUCGCCAAUUUGAAAUGUCAGGCUGUUGGGGUGGACAGCCUGGGACAACCUGUGUUAGUGAAACUGCCAAUCUCCGUCGGCUCACAAAGUACAGCCACCAUACCCUCCACUGUCAGUGGUGUUGUAGCUCCUUCAGCUGCUAGGCAACGGACUAUGUAUAUUGGGGACCCCACAUCCCUAUGUCUACAGUCUCCGAACCCGAAUACAGGGUUACAUAUUGCUGGACAGGGGAAAAUUCAAAAACCUAAAAAGCGACAGCCACACAGCAUUGGAGAACUGUUAGAGGCUACAAGGACCAUGCCUUGUUCCACUUCAUCUAAUUUCAAUACUACUGCAAGUAAUGUGACUAGUCCUAAGCCCGCUACUCAGCACUCUCUCCCAACGUCAGCAGAUCUGUUAAGGGCAGCCCGUGAUUAUAACUUAACAAUUGUACAGAAACCUGUAACUCCAAAGCCUUUCCAAACACAAUACAGUACUGCUGAUCUUCUUAGAGCUACGAAGAACAUCCCUCAAAAAUCCAAACCAGAACUGCAAUCAGCCAGCAAUCUGCAAAGCGCAAAGGACAUGAUGCAAGCAACAAAAGCAGCAUUUGCUGCCUCGGUUCUUGGUUUUAUCCCAAAGCCACAGGCUACCAUUUUGUCUGAAGUGUCUCAGGGCAUAGGGCUGACAUCGUUACAUAAUCAAGGAAGUGUUGGGAGUGUGGGUACCUCAGGGUCAGAACUUAAACCAACCAAAAAACCCAAAGCUCUCAGGAAGCCUAAAACUGUGGUCCCAGGACAGGUCAACCAGAAGGCCAAGAUAAAACAAUUGAAUGUUUCUCAGUGCAAUAGUGUUCAGUCAACAAGCAAUAAAACUCUCGUAGCACAUUCCUACAAGACAGUCGAUGGUAGCAUAUCUUUCCUGUCAUCCAAUGUUGCAGGGGCUUCCAACACAAUACCAACCCUAGUUAACCAAAUCAAUGCCCAAUCUCAGUCUCCUGUCCGUCCACCAGCUAAUUCAUACCAAGUGAUUGCCAACGAUAAAUCAAACCAUCGUCCACGUAUAAUUCCUAUUCGGGCUACCUGCAACAGCAAGUUUCCACCCUACUCCUCUGCGAUCACCAGUGAUGCCCUAUCUCUGGGGCAAGUUGUGGGUGCCAACACAACGGUGACCACUAGUGCUGGUUCCAUCACAUCCACUCAAACACACAAAGAACAUGACAUCUACAACUUAUUAACAAAAGAAAAAACAGUGGUGAAACAGUCCCCAACUACAGCAAAGAUUGGAGGCUUUCGACGUCCGUCUGCAGAUGAACUUCAGAGUAUUGUUGAUUGGCUACAAACAGGUACCGAGGAUGACAAGAAAAAGAUGCAGGUCCAGUCUCCUGUGUCAGCACACAUCACAGUGUCCACGCAAGAAGUGGUCACUACUGUACCGUCUUCUGUCCAGAGUGGGACACCUCCAUCUGUGGGCACUCCUACUGUUACCUCAGCAUCUUCAUUUGUCACGUCACCUGCUGCAGUAGCUCCAAAAGCUGUGUCAUUAACUCAGGAACAGCUGCAGAAGAUUAUGGCAGGAUUAAGUCAGCGACAGAAAAUUAAACAAAAGUCACCCUCCCCAAAUAAAGCGCAACAAAAGAAAAGUCUAAAUAAACAGCUUCAGCAAUUGUUAGCACAGGAUAUCAAAAAAGGAAGUCAAUUAGUUGGAAACAGAAACAAUUUUGUUCAGCAAAAUCCUUUGCAGAAGUCUCACGGCAAUAAUGAUAAGAUUAUUCAGUCAUCAUCAUCCCACGGAAAUCAACUAGUUCAACCUUCAUCAAUCCAUGGAAAUCAACUAGUUCAACCUUCAUCAACACCAGGAAACCAACUAGUUCAACCUUCAUCAUCCCAUGGAAACCAACUAGUUCAACCAUCGAUGCCAACAACACCAGGAAUUCAAACAGUUCAACCAUUGACAUCAUCAACUCCUGGAAGUCAUUUAAUUCAAUCAUCAUUGACACAUGGAAAUCAGCUAGUUCAAUCAUUGACAACACCUGGAAUUCAACUAUUUCAGUCAUCAACACAUGGAAGUAAACUAGUUCAACCAUCAAUGACACAAGGACAUCAACUAGUUCAAUCUGCAACACCUGGAAUUCAGCUAGUUCAACCAUCAACACAUGGAGAUCAACUAGCUCAACCAACAGCAUUUGAAAAUCAGCUAGUCCAAUCAUCAAUAACACCUGGAAUUCAACUAGUUCAGUCAUCAACAGCUCUUGGAAUUCAAAUACUUCAGCCAUCAUUGACAGAUGGAAGUCAACUUAUGCAACCAACAACUUCCCUUGGAAAUCAAUUAGUUCAUUCAACAUUUACACCGGGGAUUCAACCAGUUCAACCAUCAACAGCGAAUGGAAUUUUAGUUCAGCCAACAUCUUCAUAUGGAAAUCAGCUUUCAUUCAGUGAAAAUCUAUUGGUUCAGUCAUCAGCACCUCAAAGAUAUCAAGCAAUUCAACCCGCACCAACACAUGAAAAUCAAUCCUUUCAGCCAAUACCAUCUCUUGGUAAUCAACUAUCGUUAGUUCAAGAGAAUCAAGUCAUUCAAUUUUCUCCAACACAAGGAAAACAAGCAGCUCAACCAGUACUGACCACUGAAAAUCAACCUAUUCAACAGUCACAAAACCAAGGAGUAGUUUCAGGAAAUCCACUUUUUCAGUCAACAAUACAGGGAAUUUAUGCAGGAAAUCAACAGAUACAGCCUUCCCAGUUCCAGGAGGUCUCUGCAUCCAUCAAACCACAGCUUAUCGCUCCUGCCUUGACAUUGCCAGUGAGUUCACAGGUGACUGUGAGCCAAUCACUUUCAAGUACAGAUCAGGUAACCAAUGCUAUCCAAACUAUCAGUACAACAGGAAUUCAGCCAUCACUUAGUUUUCCUUCACAAUUCCAAAUCAGCGGGUCAAAAUCACUGACGAUGUCACCAAGUCAGUCAAAUACCAGAGUGCUUGAGUUGCAGUAUCUGGGACAGAUCAAUCCACCAUCCAAAAUUCUUCAUCCAAAGCCGCCAUCAGAAGAUAGUUCUUUGGUCCUUUCUACAACGGCAUCUGGAGACCCAGUCAGUCAACCAGGGAAGACCUCUGAACUUUUACCUGAAAUGAAUAUAAAAGCAGCUUGUGAAAUACAGGGAUUAAUGAAAUCGAAACAGCCAACAUUCAUUCCAAAGACGAUAUCAUCAGACGAUGAAUUAAACAUACCUAAAAUGCCUCUAGGAACACUGAAGGUUGUGGAAAAACCUGACCUCGUCUCAACCUUUUUUGGCAAGAACAGGAAUCCCUCAAAGCUUAAUAUUGACAACAAUCAUUCUGUAGCCGUUGGUGGUAGUAUUGAAAAAGUUUCAGCAUCUAUGGAGAAACAACAGCACAGAGCUGGUGAGCGUGAGCCAGCAGUGUCCAGUAGCUCUGAUCAUGAUGCGUCUGUGAACAACACGCAGAGCAACACAUCUUCCACACAAACUUUACCUUUGUAUGGCAAUACUAGUUGUAGUAUGCCAACCACAACCCAAGUGCCAUAUCCUCAGAAUGAUAGAAAAGCUCAAAAAAACACAUGUACUUUACAGGAUCAAUUUGAAUCGACCAAUUAUGAGAUCACCCGUGUUGGUGGGAAUGCCAGGGACGUACCUCAUGCCUUGGACACCCAAACCCCUUGUAGCAAUACCACUUCUGAAUUGAGCAUUUCAUCCAGCUCAGAGACUGACAAAGAGGUCAAGGGUACAGAUGCGGUAGAUACAAGUGUUCCUGUCAACAACAGGGAGAAGGUAUUGGAAACCAAGUUGGAGAACAUUGAAAUAUCCUCUGAAAAAGAAUCAGAUGUGUCAUUAGGAAUAGUUGAUGGUACAACCUGUCCAGAUUCAACUACUCGGACAACAAACAGUGAUGGUGAUGCUGAUAACAACUCGACUGUAGUCAACAAUCAACAAAGCUGUGAUGAUAAUGAUGUAAGUGUUCAUUCCCUGGCCAAUAAUACAGAUGAAAAGAAUGAUGUGAAAUCAAAACGAGGGCAAGUCUUGGAUCCAUUUCCAUUCAGUAAUGUAACUGAUAUGGAACAAGCCAUUCCUGGUGACAUGAUGCUACCUACUCCCAAAGGUGAUAAUCUGGCAGGUAAAAGUUUACCAAUGAAAAAGGAAAUGAAAGAAACAACAGCCAUGGAGCCUACUGAGAGGCUGCCAGAAGUACGGGAACCUGAGGCACCCUGCAGUUCUAGUUAUGAUAGUGAUCCAACAGGGAUGAAAGGUGAUCCUGUCAAAACAAUAUGCACUGCCUCAAACUUGUUUUCAUCAGGAAUGGAGGAAAACCCUGUGUUUAUUAGAAAGGAAAAUUUGGUAGAAGAUAAGAGCUUGCCAGAUUUUCAAAAAGUGACUGGAUUAGAUUCUGACACAUCAAAACUGUCACAAAGUUUGGUCAAGGAAAUCAGCGAAGAAACAGAAAAUGCCACAAAUGUGAUGGAAUCUUCAUCUGAUAUAACAAAAACAAGCACUGAACAUGUUGAGAAAGCUCCAAUACCUGAGAGCUCCAAUACCACAAGUGCCGAAGAAAUGACUCCUAAUGUUCCUGUUCAUACUACAGUGAAUGUUGUUACUCCCAUUUCAACUGACAAAGACAGUGAAAGGAAUGAAGUAUCAAACGAUGAAGAAAGUUCAGUCAAAGCUGACAAUGAAGUGACAAUUAAAUCUGAGGAGGACAUGGGUGGAUUAGUGUUAACUUUAGAUGAUGCUUUAGGUGAAUCAACUGCCUUGUUGUCCACACCAAUUGUACCAUGUGUUUCUACUGAGCCAACUCAACAGAUGGCAGAGGAUAACUUGACACCAGAAUUGAGGAAUUUAGUUUUACCUAACGAAGUCAAGGUUAAAUCCAUAGGGAGAAGUGAUGCUAAUGAUGAAAAAGCCAACCCUGUGAUAAAAACGGUGCCUACACAAGAUUUUAGAUUUGAAUUUGAGUUGGACAACAUCAAGAAUGGCGAAGUUACAGAAAAAAGGUCAGUGGAGUCACCACCACCUUCACAGGAUACUCUGGAAACAGGGAAACCUCCAGAACAGGAAAAGGAGGCUCCGUCAGAUCCGAUGAAAGUGAAAGAGGGUGUAGAUGACAUGGAAACAGGAAAUAAACAGUCUUUGAUUAUAACUAAUCAGGAUCCUCUGGAAAAAGAUUCCAUUCCAACUAAGGGUUGGGAGAAUGCAUUCGUUUCUUUUAUUGACAAUUUGGGCGAGAAGAAGAUGGUAAAAACAGACAAUAGCAAAGUCCACAUCAGACCAAUUUUCUCCAGGCAAGACAGCAGUGGAAGUGAGUCAAGCUCCAGGUCUGUUGGAAGUAGUCUUGGUAGCCGUGGUAGUCACAGAUCUUCUCUUGAUGAGGAGAGUUCUGGGACAAGGAUCCUUCCGCUUCAAAGGAGAGAAAAUGAUGUGAAAAGAUAUGAGUAUUUUUCUUACCAUUCAUCCUCUCACAAAUCAAAUAGGAAACGGUUGUCCAAUAAAGGCCUGUCUGGGCUGCAAAUUCAGGCACUACCAGAAAUUAAGGCCAAAAGUAAGCAGGCCAUGAAGCUUGUUCCUGCAGCAGAAGCAACAGAGGUGCCUCAACAGAAGGAAGUUGUGAACAAGUGUAUAAUCUGCUCUAAAGUUUUUCGGUCUGUUGAAAGCUUAAAAUGUCACGUACGAAACAUAUGUCGCCCCGUAGAUAGUAGGCCGGAUUCUAACCUGAAAGACUUUGAAUACAGUACAACUUAUUCGUGCCAUAAAUGUGAGAAAGAAGUAUCCAAGAAGGAGGAAAUAAAGGCACAUGUUGCUGAGUGCUUUAAGGAUGAUGAUGUGAUCCAGUCCCUCAGUUUCAGCACCAAAUACAUGUGUCAGAUGUGUGGGGAAUACUUCACCAGUAAAGACGAUGUACACAGUCAUGUGUCUCGGCUGUGUAGUAAAGUAAUGUCAUGUCGCCAGCAGCAGCAGGAUAGAUUGGACAGAAAGACAGAACUAACAGCCAAGCCACUGGCAGACAUGGUAGAAAGCUGGUACAGUAAGGAUGAGAAACACACAGACGAUAAUAUUAAGGAAGAGGUAUUGGAAGAAGCACAUGAGGAGGGUGAAGAGAAAAAAACCUUGGGUCUUGAUGAUUUGGAAUCAGAAAUAUUUAACGAAUCAAACAAUCAGUCAAAUGUAGAUACCAAGGAGGAAAGCAAAUCAAAACCGGUGUUGUCUAAGAAACGCAAGCAUCAGGUCUCCAACAUUAGUUUGCCUUCAAAGCAGUGGUCACUGAGAAACAAGACCAAAUUCUCAUCAAGGCUGAAAGGAUUUGAAUUUUUCACAAACAAGCUGAAUCCUGCAAGAAGGAGAACAGAACAGCGAAAAUGGCACGAGGAUUACCAUAGUCUGAGGAACAGAGUGGUCAAAAAAGAAGCAGUGAAGCAGGUCAUUGAGGGUAAAGAAGAAGUGCAAUCGUUAGAGCUUGAUGGAAAAACUUACGCCAAGCACAAAAAAAUCCCCAGGGUUGCUGCAAGGAGUGAAUCGAUACCAAAGAGAGAACCAUCCGAAGAUAAUAAAGACAAUGAAAUCAAGUGUGGCGAGGAAACAGACUCAAAUAUGGUUGUUUCCUCGAUGUCAAUUGCUGUCAAGUUAGAGAAGAAGGAAAGCGACAACACAGAAAUGCAGAAUCACACUUCAGCAAAGUCUAAGGGAGCGCCGAAGGAUGCCACUGAUGUAAACACAAUGAAUCCGCCCUUAAGGCAGAAACGUGUCAUUCAGGUGGGAAGAAAGUUCCUGCAAGACGAAUUUGAAGUUCCUGAAUUCCUCAAAAUACAAGUGGCCAACACUAACUUAAAAAGAAAAUCCCCACAGCACUGUCCAAAGUGUGGCCAGGUCUUCUCCAGCAGUUACAUACUUAUCCAGCACGUUGUCCGCGUCCACAUGUCUCCAUGCAAAUCAAAAUGGAACAGCUCAGCACGCAAGUUACAGUAUCCCUGCUGGUACUGUUCUGACGCCUUUCCAACGUAUGCCAAGUUUGCAAAGCAUGUGCCGGUUCAUAAGGACAAGAUUUUGGCCAUGCUCAAGAAGAACUGUUCCACAAACAGGCGACUGAGAAGAGGAACUGUAAACAUCAACAAUGUCACCACAAAGGCAAAUGAAACCGGUAUCAGUAAAACUAAGAACAGCAUUAAAUCUGAACCUGUGUCUUCUACACACAACGCUAUUGUCCACAGGGAUCCAUCACCUACAAAGGAGACAGAGGCCCAGGCACUGUCGCAGCAUGUGGAAAGUAUGCGGACAAGUCGACGAGCAAGAGGACAGCCUCCUCUAGCUCUAGAUGUGUCUGAUUUGAAGGUUGAGACGGUGAAAAAAGAAAGAAGCCUAUCCAGAGAAAAGGACCUAACACCUGUCAGUGGAUUGGUGUCAUCUGGUGCCUCGGUUUCACUGGGGACUUUAGACAUGCGCACUACUAGAAGUAAAAGGCGUGACAACGAUUCCAUGUCAACAUCAAGCUUUGACCAUGAUGACGAUUUGGCUAGUAACUGUUCUCAUGCCACUGACAAGUCUUCUCAGUCCAGGGGGAGGAGGGAUUACAACAAACGGGGCCCCAGUGAAGAUCGUGAAUCAAUGACUAGUGAUGAUUCUGUAUGUCAUCGUCCGGUCACUCGUCACCAGGGAGCAGCCCACAUUUCCCCAUUACUACAGGACAGUCAUGGUACAGCCAAGAAACCAAAGCUGGCUAGUGGACACCACGUGGAAUCUGAGCAGGGCAGGAGGUCAAGAACCAGGUCUGGUAAUGUAUUGCCUAAAACAACAAGUAUAAAAUGCAAUGAUGUGGAGGACAAGGGAAUGUCAGAUAAGCAUCAGGCAGAAACCAAAUCAACAAAUAAAGUAGGUCCAAGUAAAGGCUUAGGUAGUCUCAGCACACGCAAUCAAUCUAAAGUAAGAUCAGAUAAAAAAACACAUUUGAGUGACUGUGUUAGCCAGCUUAGACAUGUCAGAAAAGAGGCAAGAACUGACCAAAAUGUACAGGAAAAAGAAAUUUUUGCCAAAGGCCCUGAUGAAACGGCUGAAGAUGACAGUAACCCAGCAUCUAAUAUGACAACUCGUAGAUCUAGACGGCUGAAUAACUCGUUGGCAGAUGAAAAGGAAGGGAAUACAAAAAAGGAAAACAGCAGUAAAAGGUCAGUUGUUGAUCAAGCUCCGGUGACAAGACACAAAAUUGAUGAUAACAAAGGCAGUAAUUCUAUGGUGAAUAAAAGUGUAACAAGUAAGGGAAAAAUCAACACGAAAUCUAAGCUAGCAGAGAAAGUGGCAGAGCCAAGAAAAAGGAAGUUUCCUGCAAAAGAGAGAGUCGAUGACAGCUCCAUAAAGUGUGUUAAAAAUGAGAUUGAAGUUAACAAAAACCAAUCGGUACAUGUGAACACUGUAGACCAAAAAUCUGUACUGAUUGUUAGUGAAGAAGAUGAGGAAUUUGUAUAUGUAAAAUCACCAUUGUCUAGUCCUAGCAUGUCCCCAAGGGGGAUCACUCCAGUUGUAAAAAUUGAAAAAGCAGCACCAAACGCUAAACCAGUGGAUGGAAAAGUGGAUAAAUCUGCAUUUAUAGAGAGUUUUAAGAAGUAUAUACAUAAACCUGCACCUCGAUGGACGCCUCCUUUCCCACUUACAAAGAAAAGUAAUGUAACAAAGUCAAAGUUAAGACAGAAAGUGUGCCGUGCACAGGCUAGACUUCUUCAGAAACGGAGGAGGACCAAAAUGGAAUCUGCAGAAUUUUCGUCUGAAGAUGAAGCUGAUGAUGAAUUAGAUGAGGAUAUACAAGAUUCUCAAGUGUCAAAAAAAAACGAUGAGAAGAAAUCGUUUCUGGAUUCAUUUAUAGCCCACUGUGAUAACGGACCACGACUGAAAGGAUUUUACCCCAAAAAUUCACCUUUCAUUGUGCCAAAGGAGAACAGUACCGAAGAUUCUUCACCAGAAACGUUGCCCAAGGAGAAAAAACCAGUGGGUGGUAAAAGGAAGCCUCAAGGUCAGGCAUCCCAAGGUCAUCAGGUGAAGAAGGAGGUGAUCACCGAGUCCCAGAGGACCAUUGCAAACACUGAAAGUAAGGUGCCAGUAACAGUCAAACUGGACGCUAGGCAAAGCAAGUCUGAGUGUGUGAAGGGGAAGGCAGACCAACAACCAGCCGAGUCUAAAGACAAGGAAUUAGACAUGGACUGUUCUGAGGAGGUGAAAAGUAUCACAGAGAGUAAGGAUUGUAGGCCUUGUGCAUCUGUUGAGCAGGGUAGCAAGUUAGACCCAGCAACAGCUAGGCCCACUUCAUUUGAAAGUCUACAGACCUACAUAGACAGUAUGUCAAACUCGGCAUCACCCACUCCCAGUGUCGACUCCACCACCUCCAAAGACACACAUUCCAAAAGGGCUUUGAAGAUUUCUAAAUCCAUGGCAUCCACAUUCCAGGAUAGUUUCAUGACUUAUCUAGGUUCCAAACCAAAAAAGAGUAGAAAAACAUCUGAUGGUUCGUGUUCGUCAUCAGAAUGUGGGGAUGUGAAAUCGUGUAGCUCAUCUGUGUGUGAUGGAGACACUGGAGCCGGUCAAAAAUCACAGGGACAAAAAUCUCACCCCAGCAAACCAUUCACCUGGGACAUGGACUCUGGUGAUGAGCGGAUAGAUCUAUUGGUGUCCACGCUUGGUCGUGUGGUGACAGAAACAUCAGAGACCGGUAGUAAACCAGACGUGACACGUGGAGCUGCAUGUUCUGAGGAGGCACAGAGUGAGACCAGUGUCAGCGCCAGAUCUUCUGUUGAACGCAUUCUGCCCAACAAACAUAGCCAUUUAAAGACCAAAGUUCGUAGAAUCUACCAUGAUGGAAAGAUCUGGGAAAUAGGGCAUGGUUCUGUCAAAUCUGUCUCAGUUGUGCAGCCUGAUAUAGUGACUACGGACAAAGUUCACGGCAGGGAUAGCCCUGUAAGUGAUAUUUCUGACUGUGGAGAAAGUGACUAUUCCAUUAACAACAAAUCAGAUCCUGUUAACAUUUCAAGACCUGAACAGCUGAAGGGAGAUAAUCGUAUCAGCUCAUUAAAAUCUGAACACCAUCAUCUCUCAAAAUCAUCCAAGACAGAACAGAAUGUACAGGCAAGUGUAGAAAUGAUUCGUGUGGACCGAAAACAUGAUGGAGGUGGGUUUGUUCGUCUGGACAAGUCAGAAAUCGAUCAAUAUGACAAGAUGAACACAUAUACUUCUGUCACCCCUGAAGAUAUGGCCCUUAAGAAGACAGAAAACGUCAAGAAAACACCAAAAUGGAAAGUCAAAACAGAAAAACGAACCAAAAGUUCAAAUAUGAAAGAAUUUCCGUUUGUUUUCAAAAAGAACCGAAGGAUGUGAAUCAUGAAUGAGAACCAAACUAAUUUUGUGGGAAUAUUACACUAACAAAUGCAUUGAAGUGAGGCCAACUGGAGGGAAAUCAGUUUCUAGAAGUUACGAUAAAAACAUAUAAAUGUGUUGUAACCUUUGAAUACAACCCGGUGUUGUAUAAUUGUUUUGUCAACACAAGCACUUUUCAAAAUUGGUAUGCUAAAAAUGUCACAAAAAGAGAAUCUACAUUUUUCGGUUCAUUUUUUGCAAAAUUCAGAAUAAUUCAAUAUCAACUUGAAUAUAUUUGAUGAUUAUGACAAGCUACAAUUACUACCUCAAUAUAACUGCAUUAUUUUUGUAAUAUGAGGCAACAGAAAUUUAGAACUAUUUUAUAUCAAAACAAGUGGAGAGCAUUGCCUUAUCCAUCUGCUUUCAAAUUCACAACAAACUUCCAUAUUUUUUUUAAGGCAAAAGAAAUUAAUAGUUGAAUGAAUGGAAUUUUUCUAAGUGUAUUUAUAGUAUCUCUUAAAUAUCAUAUUUUAAGGCUCUAUUUGUUGAAAUUUCAAUAAGUUCUUUAGCAGAUAGUAAGGUAGGAACAAUUUAAGUUUUCAGUCAGAUUCUCUCAUACAUAUGUACUUUUCUUAACACUAGGCAUGCUUAAAAUCAAUCAUGUUUCAAAUUUAAACAUGAGAGGUUUUUCUCCAUUGCUUUUUUUUCAGGUACACUGCCAUAUUUUACAUACCAAUGUAUUCAUGAAAUCUUGUUGAUUCUGACUUGUAUGAAAAGUUAAUUUCUAGAAAAUAUAAUUACUCGAUGACAUUUUGAAUCAAAAGGAGAUUCCUGCUGACCCAAAUAUGUUAUGCUUAAUACUAUGUCUGUGUUAACAGUUCUGAAUUUUCCAUUUACCACCAGUGAAAUAAAAUUCAAAACAUUUAGAAUAAUAAAAAACAAAGAAUGUAUUUUGCACUUAGUUUGAUUCUGAAGUAACACUGAAAAAACACAGAUAUGAAUGUUUCACCUCUCAAACUAAUAAAUGUGGUCAGCUCAAUUAACUGAACAGAAAUAUAUUAGCUAAUCGUGUAAGGCAGAGAAAUUUUCCAUUAAUUGAGUAUGUAAGCUUAACCUGAAUCUAAACAAUACCCAAAAUCAGCAGAAAUCUAUCUUUGAAUACUUUGAGAGCUAAAAUUUGCAGAUUACCGAGGUUUAUUUUCAAGGAUUUUCCCCUGGAAACAUACACGGUUGUGUACUGAAAUUAGAUAUUUGGAGUUGUUUUCCCAUACAAACACUCCAUUAAGUCACUAGUAAAGCUUACUGUAAUCUCGUUUGAGUUGUAGUAUAAAAAGAACUUAACCCUUUCACCACCAGUACUGUAGUCCAUAAUGGAAUCAUCCAUAUCAAUGCAUGGUAGAGUCUACUAAAGUUACAUAGGGGUGAUAGGAUUAGUUAAAAUAAUUUAGAGGGUUAUUUAAACAAAGCCAUGAUUAUGGAGCGAUUGUGAUCGUGACAUGUUUUUAUACGGAAUGAGUUAACGUAACUGGGAGAUGUGCUGUGUUAAUGAUGUAUGUCUGUGACAUGUAUCUAUCUGAUGUAAUAGUACUUGUUCAUUGUUUUGGAGAGAUGUUAUUGUGGUAUGUUUAUAUAGAAUGAGUUAAUUUAGAGACGUGUCAUAUUGCUGAUUUGUAUGACGUAUUAUUCUUUUCAUGUGGUCUUCAGUUAGAAACCGUUGUUUAUUUCCAUAGCAACAUGAUUGGUAAUUAGCCAUCAUUUGUUUACUGUUUUCAGCUGUAAUUCUAUUUGUGGUACAGCUGUUUUGAAUGCAAUAAUUAGACAAAAGUUGUGGGAAGUUGCAUAUUUGUGAAUUUUAUUUUUUUGUUAAAAUUCCAAAUAUCGACCAUAUCAGGCUGAUUUACAAGUGUGAGUGAGAGAAAGUGCAAAUGAAAAAGAACAAACAAAAUCAGGAGUGAGGCAUUGGCCCUGCUUCCUGUUCUUUAUGAAAAUUCUGUCAUAUACUGGACAAUUUCAGCUUAAAUCUGAAGGUAAAUGUUGGAGGUCAAUUAUUCUAGGUGUGAAUAUAGUCACUCCUAUAGUCACAAAAAAUCUUGCCAAGCCAAUUCGUAUUCAUCUGACCAUUAUUUCACAUCAUUGGAUACCCAUGAUUGAUUGGAUAAUUUACCCCUAUUUAAAUUUUCUUUGUACAUUUCAUUCAUACUUAGGCAGGGUACAUUUGUGCAAUCAGUUGUUGGCAUUCAAAUUUAUGACUGCUUCUUUAUAGGAAGUUAUUUGUGUAAUGUAAUGUAUAUGUAAAUUGAUGUACAGUAAGUAAGCACAUUUGUAAGGAACCCCGGGACACCAGAGUAAUUAAAUCAAGUCUUUAUUACUUUGAGCUCUACAGUUCAUCAGUAUUUCACCACUGCCAUAGAUUGUGGUCCAUGAGACAAUUCAUUGCCAAGAGACAGAAAUGUUACUUCAUGAUCAAGAAUUCACAUUAAGCAUGUUGUGACACUGUGUCAGUGUUGAAAACAAGACUAUUGCAUCAUAAAUGUUCAUUUGAAAACAUUAAUUGUGGAAUAGCAGACAGAUCUGAAUUUGUGUGGAUUAAGCUAUAUCAGACUGUUAAAGGAAGAAAAAACCUGUAGAAAUACAGUUGAUUGUCUUAGUGUGCAAGUAAAGAAUACAUGACAUCUGCUGAUAAGUGUCUUUGUAAACAUUACUAGCCUAAAACUAUGUAACAAGUUUAGAUGUAGUGGUGAGGACUAUAUGGAGGAUAAUAGGAACGUCUGUUAUGUAAAUGUGCUGUCAUCCUCAGAAUUCCAGGGGCUGAGCUCUCUUACCCUCUCUGUACCCCUGGAAAAUGUCAUGACCAAAUUGGCAACUCUGUACACAUCUGAAUGAUAUAAGUAGUCGAGUUCGAAACUUUGAUGUACGUACAAGGAUCCACAUAGAAGAGUAAUAGUAAAAAGUUGGGUGUAAUCAUCAAAGUACAUGUACCAGCCUAGCGAUUGGUCAGUUUUUCACCUGACACCAAUCAAACAGCUAAAUGCUUGUCCUCAGUUUUGGCAUGACCUAUUCCAGGGGUGCAAAGAAUGAAGGUGAGCAUAACCCUCAGAAUUUUGAGGAUGAUGUUCUUUUUGUAAGUUUAAAAAGUAAAAUAUGAAUGGAAAAUGGUAAUUUUUUUUUUUUAUCUGCAAGUUGUAUUUAAAGUAUUAUGCAAAACACAUGUUGUACUUACUUUUUAUCAGUGCUAAGUAUUAAAAGAUCGCUGAAAUCUUGUGAUGUUAACGAAUGCAUAUAAAUAUGUUCUUCUAAAUGCAAAGUGUUUUGUAUAAUGCCUAUAUAUUUCAGUUCAGUAUCAUAUUAGCUAUCUUAGCUAUAAACAAUAACUUAUCCCUACUGAUGUGUCGGACCUUGAGUCAUAAAAAUAAAUGUCUAUAUAGGAAAAGGAGGAAGAUGUUGGCAUUGCAUGAAAAUGACAUAAAUAUGCAUUCCCAGUUAAAUCCUUUGAUUUAUGUUGUAAAUACUAUAAGAACUUUUUGUUAACAUUUUCAAAAAUGGCAAUUUAAUUUUUCGUAUUUUUAAUGUUUUUGUAAAUAUUAUUGACCGUUCAGUAAUUAUGUGUUUAGCAAAGCAUGUUUUGUAUUAUUAUUUUUCAUAAGCUUUGUUAAAUCUAUGUGCCCUGUAAGUAAGCAUUCAUCUUUUUGAUGAAUAAAAUUUGCUUUUAUAUUAUGAGAGAAAAAAAAUUGAAUGCCACAUGCCACUUACUUGAAACUUAAGCAUUAAAGUAUAAAAUGAUACAUUGA